Rhincodon typus (whale shark) is the source of this 940-nucleotide messenger RNA. RefSeq names its product FAS-associated factor 1-like. The record is from RefSeq and is a predicted model, not a curated record. Lineage: Eukaryota; Metazoa; Chordata; Chondrichthyes; Orectolobiformes; Rhincodontidae. The transcript is spliced from 8 exons. The coding region runs from base 257 to 940 and encodes 227 amino acids.
CCGUAAAGUGAUGUGGAAGCGCUCAUUCUUUCCAGGGGUCGAGGGUAUUGUCUUAUUUCCUUUAGAAUAAUAGUAGGGCAAAAUUUUCAAUUAUGUUGUUUUAGACGGUAGUUAGUGUUUAGUCCAGAGCUGAGAAGGCUCAUUAAAUAGUGGUAUUUUUGAUUGUUGCCGACGAGGGAAAAGUUGUUGAGAGGUGAACUCCCUCUCUCCCUGUGUCUGUCCUGAACAGCCGGACAUAAUUGAAAAAAGCAGCAGAAUGGCGGCCAUGGACCGAGAGAUGAUUCUUGCCGAUUUUCAGGCAUGCACUGGAAUUGAAAAUAUUGAUGAAGCUAUUACAUUGCUCGAGCAGAAUAAUUGGGAUUUAGUGGCUGCUAUUAAUGGAAUAAUUCCACAAGAGAAUGGCAUUUUACAGACUGAAUUUGUUCGCGGUGAAACAUCGCAGGAGCCAGUUUACGGUCCUACCAGCCAACCUUCUUCCUCCUCCUCUUCAACUUCAUCAGCUUUCUGCCCAGUAGUACCAUCUAGACCAGUUGUAGAAAGGCAACCAAGAAUGUUAAACUUCAGAGUAGAAUACCGUGACAGAAACGUGGAAGUCGUAGUUGAAGACACGAACACAGUUGGUGCAAUCAAGCAAAUUUUAGAAAAUGAGUUACAACUUCCUAUAUCUCUCAUGCAGUUGAAAGGUUGGAAGUCAACAGAUGUAAGCGACAGUACUAUUCUGAGGUCUCUUCACUUGCCUAAGAAUAAUAGCCUUUACGUCCUCACACCUGACAUAGCCCAACCAGGGUCAGAUGGGCCAGCCACAAGUCAAUCUAGUGCCCUACAGGAGUCAUUAAAUCAAAACUUCAUGCUGAUCAUUACGCAUAGAGAAGCCCAACGGGAUUAUAGCCUGAACUUUCCGGGCACCAGAACUAUACAAGAGAUACGCAAACUCUACUAA